Messenger RNA from Durusdinium trenchii, 1114 nucleotides. The record is from the annotation of a GenBank genome assembly. NCBI's taxonomy places the organism in Eukaryota, Dinophyceae, Suessiales, Symbiodiniaceae.
GGUCCUGGUCCCGCUGUCAGUGGCAUUGUCAAGUUUCACUUUGCAGGAAUCCUCCGCCCUCGAGCCCAUCAUACGGAAGGAACCUCCUCAUGUGAUCAAUCGAUUGGGAUCAGCCAAUGUUGAAUUGGUACCUUUCAAUACUGGAUGGAAUAGAGCUCAGGUGACUGUCGAUGCUGCGGCAAAUCCAGAAUGGAACAAAAGCCACAGGACACUGGAGGCAAAGCAGACACCUCGAACACAUGGGACAGUUCUGUCCAGGAGCUUCUAUCAGCUCUACCUUUGGAAGACCACCAGCUCCCAAAUCUCAAGUAAUAUGAUGUACCUGACCCUUGUGGUGGUUAUCCUUUCUGGUGUUGCUUUGGGCGUUUGCAUCCCCAUCGUAGUGAACUACUACUAUGAAGAAGUCAACACGCCUCCCUGGCUUCGUGACCUGGUGGAAGAGCUCUCACGGCGGGAUUCGCGCCGCGAGGAGGAGGACAUCUAUGCUCGUAGCCGCCAUGAAAGCCCACAAGUCAGGGCCCGGCGCAGCCGCAGCACGAGCUCCUCGCGGCGCCGCCGGAGGCGUCGGGAAGAGCUGGCGCAGGCCAUGCCACAUGGGGAGAUCUUAGAGACCUCUGCGGGGGAAGCCGACGUCUCAACCUGUGAUGAUGCCGAGAACAAGGCAAAACUCUCUUUUGUGAAGUUGCCCAAAGUGCCCGUCGAGCACAGCGAGACGUUGAGUAAGCAGAUCUCCUCCGACGAGGCCGGCGACUCGCCGAGCACGGAGGAGCGCUUGCGGGUGCUGCGCCGCGAGUGGGUGCAGGCGGUGGGCACCGCGGCACGAGGAGCUGCAGAGAAGCGGGCUUCGGAAGAGAGCACCACUGCAGCGGAGGAUUCCGCCUCGUCGUUCUCGAGUUCUUUGAAGCCGCGACGGGGGCGCUCACCAGAGGAGGUCAAAGAGCAGGGUUCUUCAAAGCGAGCUGUCUCGUUCGACAGCAAAGUUGAGGUGAAGAAUCUAGAGGCGGAGACUCCAACGACUCGUUCUCCCAAGCUGUCACGCAAAGACUCCUCGAGCUCCCCCAAGAAGGAUCAAGGUCGGCGUGGCCAGUUCAGGAGCCGAUCUCCAAAGGUGUGA